Aspergillus vadensis CBS 113365 is the source of this 1048-nucleotide messenger RNA. RefSeq lists its product as uncharacterized. The record is from RefSeq and is a predicted model, not a curated record. Bases 163 to 828 code for a protein of 221 amino acids. The transcript has 2 exons. Lineage: Eukaryota; Fungi; Ascomycota; Eurotiomycetes; Eurotiales; Aspergillaceae.
ACCGCCACUUUUUUCCGAGUCGGCUUUUUUGCCAUCGACUAGUCCUGCAGGUCAGUUCUUAGCGAACACAUUCAGCACACAGUGGACCGACCUCUCCAGCAGGGCCGGGCGGAUCCCCCUCGACCUAGAGAUGACUAAUUGAGGAGCUAAGCCACAAAGAGCAUGAUCACGUUCGAACAACACCUUCCCACUGUUGAAUGUUCUGCAAACCUUGGACACUUUAUAAAGCUGACCGUCUCUGGACUCCGCUUCAGUGUCCAUCUGCCAUCGCUCCAAGUUCCAACCAAAAUGACUACGUUUCACUUCAGUGGCCAACAGCUAGAUAGUGACCUAGUGACAUCAAUUUCUUCCCUUCUUGACGAUGUCAAUGUCUCGAAUCUGCUUUGGGGCAAUUAUUUAUUAACCGUAUACGGAGAUCCAACAGUUGUUGAUGGUGUGUCCUUCGUCGUGCCAGAUGCGCUCAUCGAAAUAUCCCUCUCCACCCUCGCUGAAGCUGGCUUUCAGCCCUGCUCUCGACCUUUCGCCUGCCCACAUUCGAAUUCGCGCCAGCCGCCCUAUAAACACCUUCAUAUCGAUGACGAGCUUGCGAUAUCGUUGUACCGGAAAUCUGAUGUGCUCUGGGAGUUUCCAGAAUUCGAGGCUGCUCUGGACCAAUCCAAUUUGAAUAUUAUGUGCGCGUCUGACGCAAGGCUUCCUCCAGCUACCCUAGGUCGCGGUCGAGGGCGAUCUCCACACUUUAGUUUCGUCCGAAUCCCGAGCGCCUCGAGGUAUUGUGAGGCUCUUAUUCUGUUGCUCUGUCGGGAUUACGGAGCUGCCUGCGAGACUUAAUGGAUGGCGAUCUUGACGUAUAUGCUAGAGUACGUUGAUGGGACAGAUAUUCUCGACGAAGAAAAUCUGCGAGACGGUUAUAAACAGUUUUACCCUGCCUUAAAGCUGAGUGAUCCAACGAUGUAUUCAAUUCUGGAAGACCUCCGCCGUGAUGUCAAAGGGACGGCUCCUCCAAGUCAAACAAGGUUGACCGAUACGACUGAUGUUGACUAAUUCAGUG